GACUUCCAGUUGCACUCUGGGAAGAUGGCGACGUUAUCUUAAGGUGUAAACUGUAGUGCCGUGGUUUAAUCGUUAAAGGUAAUAUACUUUAAACGGAAGACGAAUACAUUUUGGUUUAACGAAAAAGUUUGUGCUUUUAUCUUAUUGCCAUGUUAGCCGCUAGUGUGCCAGCGGAGAAUGCCAACCCUGAAGGGGCAGAGGGUGUGGUGGGUCUGGAGGAGCCCAAGAAGAUGACAAGGGAAGACUGGAGGAAGAAGAAGGAACUGGAAGAGCAACGAAAGCUGGGUAAUGCUCCUGCUGAAGUCGAUGAAGAGGGAAAAGAUAUCAACCCCCACAUUCCACAGUACAUCUCUUCUGUACCUUGGUACAUUGAUCCUUCUAAAAGACCAACCCUUAGACACCAGAGGCCACAAGAUGAAGAGGUGCAGCAGUACUCUUCCAUUGGAGAAUGGUAUAAAAGAGGAGUGCAAGAGGGUCAAGUUACUACUAAAUUUCGGAAAGGUGCUUGCGAGAACUGUGGGGCAGUGACGCACAAGAAAAAGGACUGCUUAGAGAGACCUAGAAGAGUGGGAGCCAAAUUUACAGGAACUGCCAUAGCAGCAGAUGAACAUUCACAGAUACAGUUAUCACUCGACUACGAUGGAAAGAGGGAUCGUUGGAAUGGGUUCGAUGCAGAGGAGCACAUGAGGAUUGUAGAAGAAUAUGCAAAGGUUGAUCUGGCCAAACGUACCCUGAAAGCUCAAAAAAUGCAGGAAGAGCUGGCUUCUGGGAAGCUGACGGAACAAGCUAAUUCAAGAAAACAGUGGGGAGAUGGGGAACAUAAUUCACAGGCAGAAAGAGAACACAAUAGUGAAGAUGAGGAUGAAGAUAAAUAUGCUGAUGACAUUGACAUGCCAGGACAGAACUUUGACUCAAAGAGAAGAAUUACUGUCAGGAACCUCCGCAUUAGGGAGGAUAUCGCAAAGUACCUUAGAAAUUUGGAUCCAAAUUCUGCGUACUAUGACCCUAAAACAAGAGCCAUGCGAGAGAACCCAUAUGCCAAUACUGGCAUGAAUCCAGACGAAGUUGGGUAUGCAGGAGAUAAUUUUGUACGUCACUCAGGAGCUACCAUAACCAUGGCCCAGACACAGCUGUUUGCUUGGGAGGCGUAUGAGAAAGGCUCGGAGGUACAUCUCCAGGCCGACCCCACAAAGCUGGAGCUUCUGCACCAGUCCUUCAAGGUGAAGAAGGAGGACUUCAAAAAGGAGCAGAAAGAAAGCAUCUUGGAAAGGUACGGUGGUGAAGAGCAUUUAGAUGUCCCUCCACAAGAGCUGCUGCUGGCUCAGACAGAGGAUUAUUUAGAGUAUUCCAGACAUGGAGCUGUGAUCAAAGGGCAAGAGAAAGCCGUGGCACGUUCCAAAUAUGAGGAAGAUGUCCUUGUGAACAACCACACAUGUAUCUGGGGCUCUUAUUGGAAGGAUGGCUGUUGGGGGUACAAGUGCUGCUACUCUUUCAUCAAGAUGUCGUAUUGCACAGGAGAUGCUGGUAGACACAACAAUAGGGAUGUUGUUUGUGUGCCUGAUGUGGAGGCGAUUCAGGAAGAGCAAUAUGAGGAACCCAAAACUUUAAUGGAGAUGCACCAAGAAAAACUAAAAGAGAAGAAAAAGAAGAAAAAGAAGAAGCAUCAUAGGAAGCAUGGCUCUGAAAGUGAUGAUGAUGAUGAGGCCAAGAAAAAAGAAAAACUGAAAAGGGCCUUGAAUGCAGAGGAAGCUCGUUUGAAACAAGUAGGAGAAAUCAUGCAGCUGGAUGAGCGUAACAGACCGUACACUAGCCUGUCGGAGGUACGGGAGCCGACAGAAGAAGAAAUGGAGGCCUUCAGAAUAAAGCGGCCCAGGCCUGAUGAUCCUAUGGCUUCAUUUCUUGGCCAAUAAAGAAACUUUUUUUUUUUUUCCCCUUCCCUUAAAAAAUGGUUACAAGAGUUAUACAGUGUGACCAGUUUUAAAAGCAUCACAUGUACAGAAAUAUUCUUUCCCAAU
This is a messenger RNA of Polyodon spathula (Mississippi paddlefish), 2015 nucleotides long. Its product is annotated as pre-mRNA-splicing factor SLU7-like. Gene Ontology annotation, molecular function: pre-mRNA 3'-splice site binding. The coding region runs from base 150 to 1910 and encodes 586 amino acids. Gene Ontology annotation, biological process: mRNA splicing, via spliceosome. Gene Ontology annotation, cellular component: spliceosomal complex. The record is from RefSeq and is a predicted model, not a curated record. The transcript has 16 exons. Lineage: Eukaryota; Metazoa; Chordata; Actinopteri; Acipenseriformes; Polyodontidae.